Diprion similis is the source of this 1641-nucleotide messenger RNA. RefSeq names its product galactosylgalactosylxylosylprotein 3-beta-glucuronosyltransferase P (gene GlcAT-P). Bases 195 to 1322 code for a protein of 375 amino acids. Lineage: Eukaryota; Metazoa; Arthropoda; Insecta; Hymenoptera; Diprionidae. The record is from RefSeq and is a predicted model, not a curated record. The transcript is spliced from 5 exons. Gene Ontology annotation, cellular component: Golgi membrane. Gene Ontology annotation, biological process: chondroitin sulfate proteoglycan biosynthetic process; carbohydrate metabolic process. Gene Ontology annotation, molecular function: galactosylgalactosylxylosylprotein 3-beta-glucuronosyltransferase activity.
GAAAAAUAGGCUCCAUACCAUGGAUAAUAACGAUAAUAACGAUAAUAAUAGUAAUAACAAAAGUAACAAUAAAUUAAGACGUGGUAAGACUGAAAAUAUACACCAGAGAAAUGGCCGAUCGAAGAAAUACAACAGCUGGACGUUUUGAAGAGUAAAUUGUCUACAAUCAUGGCUCACUUCACGGUUCACGCACGAUGAAACCGGCUCUGAAGAUGGGCAUGAUUGCCCUCGUCGGUAUCUGCGUCGUGUUUUACCAGUACCACCUGUCCUUCGGGAUUCGAGUUGAGCAAAUACCCACAUUGAAAUUUGAUUUGAAUGCCGGGCAACCCCCGGAUGGUCCUGAUGGAAUCGCGCUGAACAGCGACACCUACGGCUGUAGCAUCGCGAACCAGAAGCUCACCGAAGAAACGAUUCGAUACGCGGUGGACGCGGUCAGAAUGUCGAACGGCUUCGGGCCCGACAUCGGAGUGCAGUUGACGGAGGAAAUUCUGAAUCACCUGAACAAAUUGACGAUCGGUACUCGCGGAAAGGACAGGCCGCUGUCCCAAAUCUCUGCCGCAGAUAAAUUCGCCGACGAAAACCCCCUCUACAUAAUCACCCCGACUUACCGCCGUCCGGAACAAAUCCCGGAACUCACGAGAAUGGCCCACACUUUGAUGCUCGUGAAGAACAUCCAUUGGCUCGUCAUCGAAGACGCCCAUACCGCCACUCAACAAGUCACUGACCUCCUCCAACGGACGGGACUUAAGUACGAACAUCUCGUUGCCCCGAUGCCGGAGCAGUACAAAAAGAAGAACGGUGCAAAACCUCGAGGAGUUUCGAACAGGAAUCGAGGUCUUCAAUGGAUUAGAGCAAAUGCGACGAACGGGGUUUUUUAUUUUGCUGACGAUGACAAUACCUACGACAUUAAGCUCUUCGACGAGAUCCGCACAACUCGAAAAGUCUCGAUGUGGCCAGUCGGCCUUUGCACAAAGUUCGGUCUAAGUACGCCGAUAGUCAAGAACGGAAAGUUCAUCGGUUUUUACGACGGAUGGAUGGCUGGACGGAAAUUCCCCGUUGAUAUGGCGGGUUUUGCAGUUAGCGUAAAGUUUUUGUUGGCGCGACCGAAAGCCAGCAUGCCGUUCAGGCCCGGCUACGAGGAGGACGGGUUCCUGAAAAGCCUGGCGCCGUUCAACCCCAGCGAAAUAGAGCUUCUGGCUGAGAACUGCAGCCAGGUUCUCGCCUGGCACACGCAAACCAAGAAGAACGAGCCGAGCGCGGCCCUCGACAAGGAGAAAUACGCUUCAACGAAUUUGAUCAAACUGAAGCAACAAAUAGUAUGAUUAAAUGUGAGGGGCGUUAUAGCGAUAAUCGAUAUCGGUCUCAACUAGACGGCGUCUCUCGAUGACUUUUACACAGACACGUCGUAAACCUAGUGCCUAAGCUGUAUCUUCCUUACUCGAGAUAUGACGUACCUACACUAUAGAUACCUAAAAACGAGCAGUGCUAUUAUUGUUAUUAUUGCUAAACGUUAUAACGGCUGCUACUGAAAUCAGGGUCGACUUUACAAUUUGUUUUUAGCGAGUCACGCCAACUUGGAAUCAGUACUGAAUACGUUACUGUUUACAUAUUAUUGGGUCAAAAUGAUCGCAAUACAUUAUA